AUGUCUCUAUUGCCUGCCUUGUUUUUCGCCUGUUCCAUUUGGAGUUGCCGAAGUGCAAAUUCUUGCUGGUCAGGAGAGUACAGUUUUGCUCGGUGUUGUUUGGUGGAAAAUGCAGAGUGCUGGGGUGGCACAUUCACCUACGAAAGCUGCUGCUUGCAAGAGUCGUUGUUAUCCGAUGCAGAUGCUCGACAUAUCGAAAAGCUAGCCGACAACGAUCUGGAUUGUGGCUGUGCAGUGCCUGAUCUGGGGCCACCUGCAUUUCAGGGCGGCUCGUUCACGUGGUGCAAAUUUCGUCAAGCAGUAAUGUUGAAUCAGGACCUACGUCCGUUCUACAUGCCCUUUUUGCAACUUUCGGUGGCGAUGCUCGGUGCUUGCCCGCUGGGGGCGCUCUCCAUGAUGCUGCUGGAUGCAUCACUGAAGAUGUCGAAUUCCAAGGUGCCACCUGACUUGCACAAGUUGCCGAGCUUCCUGAGGGCACAGGAGAUGAUGCAGCUACUUCUGCGGGUUGAGUCAGUGUCCCUUCUUGGCGUUGCAACUUCUGGAUGGAUGAUCUUCAACCAGAUGAGCAACCUCCGUGGAGCUGUGCAACGGCGCUUGGGUGGCACUUGGGGCAACGCCGAAUGUCUACGGGUACCAGCUGCUCAGACCCACGCUGCAAGGAUCUAUCAGAUCGUCGCAGAUGCUGUGAAUUUCGUCCCGAUAGGCAUCACCAGCCUCUUGCAGGCUUUGCUGGAUGAAAGCACAGCCAUCAAUUGCAGUCUGGCCCGUGCUGGUCUGUUCUUGCUCGCGGCACAGUCCAUGCUGCAGCAGACAUUUCUUCCAGAAGAAGCAGCCCUCGCACAAGUGCCAGGGGCACCACCUGGGCCUGGAAUGGAAGCCCGGAGCUUGCUGCGAGUCGGCGAGGCCAGCAUCCGCCAGGCAAUGGAUUCCGAGGGCAAGGCAUCUGGUCUCGGUGCACUGGGCCUGUUGAUGGCCUCGCCUUGGCCAUUUACCGAAGUGCUGGAUCUGCUCAGCUAUCCUGGGCGCCUUGUGCUGCCAGUCGCGAAUGCAAUGCAAACUAUAUUGGAGUUGCCAAAGGAACACCCGCUGCUGGAGCGAGCAAUGACGACAGCAAGCGGCCACAGUGGGAGCGAUUCUGAAGCCAGAAGUUACAUAUUCCGAGUGAACCCAUACCGAGAAAUGGUGAGUGACAUGGUGCGCUACACAAGGCUUCCCUUUUGUGGCUUGCGGCCGUUUAUGCGUAUGGUGGCUGACAUUGCGAAGAAUGCGCUGCAAGCGGGCUGCGCCAAUAAUGCCGCCUUCUCGGGCGACGCGGAGACAUGCAAGUUCACUUUCGUCGAAGGAGGCCCACACCUGGGUGACUGUGCAUUGUGGGCAUCUGCGAGCCUCCGCCUCGCAGGAGUGCAGACGAGGGCGCUGGCCUUCGAGCCACUGCCGGAUGCGGCCACCCUUUUCCAGCAGAGUGUCGCCGAGAAUGGCUUGUCUUCAUCUGUACACGUGCGCAACGCAGCGCUUGGUGAGACAACUGGGCAGACCGAGCUGAUCCAUUUCCGGGGUCACAAUGGUCAGGCCACUGUGAAUGGACGCGAUUUUCCGUCACAAGACAGAAGGGAGGUUGUGACCAUACCAGCUUUGGAGCUGGCAUUGGAUACUGAAGUUCCAGCGAUCUGGCCACGCAUCGAUGCGCUCAAGCUGAGUGUCAACGGCGCUGAGAGGAACACGCUCGCCGGUGCUCGCAAGUUGCUGUCCAAGCGACGGAUUUGCUCUGUGCUGAUGCAUGCUACAAAAUGUAAGAGGGGCAGGCGUCCACCUACGGAAGACCCAGCUCCUGAUUCAAACGUAUCCAAGUUCGCCCAUGACUUGAUGACAUUUCUCCAUGAAGGGAACAUGGAUGUUUAUGAGCACAAUGAUGCCACCACUGGAGAAGGAAGGGGUCGAGUUCAACGAGUUCGCUCAGCCGGCGAGAUGGAUUCGAUCUUCGAUGAUCCCCAGCUCACGGAGCAGGUCUACUUUCUGGCUCUUUCUCGGGACAGCCAUUGUAGCCGCGCGCAGCGGCAUUUCCAUGCAGCAGCUGGAAGACCUACAGACGGACCGCUGGAGGACCCUGGACAUUGA
This is a messenger RNA of Symbiodinium natans, 2115 nucleotides long. The record is from the annotation of a GenBank genome assembly. Lineage: Eukaryota; Dinophyceae; Suessiales; Symbiodiniaceae.